AUGGCGUCGGAAUACCCCAUCGUCGAACCUGUCAAGCUGGAGCUGUCCCCUCAACGAGGCUCGACCGAGGGAAGGCACCUGCUGCAGCGUCUCUUGCGCAACGACGUUGCAACUUCCCACAUAAGGGAAUACCCGCACAAGUGCAGCUACUGCCGCAAGAUGUUCCAGAAGAAGUUUCACCUGGACAAUCACAUACGUGUCCACACCGGCGAGAGACCAUUCGGCUGCCAUCUCUGCCCCAUGACAUUCACCCAGAAGCAGAUUGUGGCUGUGCUCCGUUGUUCAAUGAUUGCGCGAUUCUUGCCUGAAAAAAAUGUGCGUGGAAUCAUAGAUGCACAGGCUAUCAGGCAUAAUGUUGAAAGCUGUGUUAGCACUGCGCUUUUUGUCAACCUGCUUGAUACAGAAACGGCCUUUUUGGAGAGAGCAGUAUGA
This is a messenger RNA of Dermacentor silvarum, 432 nucleotides long. RefSeq names its product zinc finger protein 501-like. Gene Ontology annotation, biological process: regulation of transcription by RNA polymerase II. The transcript is spliced from 3 exons. The coding region runs from base 1 to 432 and encodes 143 amino acids. Lineage: Eukaryota; Metazoa; Arthropoda; Arachnida; Ixodida; Ixodidae. The record is from RefSeq and is a predicted model, not a curated record. Gene Ontology annotation, cellular component: nucleus. Gene Ontology annotation, molecular function: RNA polymerase II cis-regulatory region sequence-specific DNA binding; DNA-binding transcription factor activity, RNA polymerase II-specific.